Molecule: messenger RNA, 1605 nt
Organism: Stegastes partitus (bicolor damselfish)
Lineage: Eukaryota; Metazoa; Chordata; Actinopteri; Pomacentridae
Gene: ttc1
Product: tetratricopeptide repeat domain 1
Exons: 6
Coding region: 440-1408 (322 amino acids)
Molecular function (GO): protein binding
Source: RefSeq, a predicted model, not a curated record
CCGAACCCGAACCCUAACUGCCGUUUUUAAGGUUUUCAUCGUUUCACCUCCGUGUCCGUGACACCGCUGACGUCACGCUGAGCUGUGAUGAACGAGGUGGCUGACGUCAUGGCGACGGUCCGCAGCUGACCGUUAGCUUAGCAGGUAGCAGCUAGUUAGCAUAUAGCUCCGUUCACCUGCAGCUUCAUUUACUACAACUAGCACAGUUGUUUGCUGUUUGUUGUGGUCAACUGUACGUUCAAAAGUCCGUUGAGAAAACAGCAGACUUUAGUGUUCAGGAGGUUUUACUGUAACACACCGGCAGCACCAGUCAAUACGGAUCGAUAAGUAAAUCAGAAUAAUACGAACUGAUCGAGCUGCUGCUUUUCUGAAAGUCCAGUUUGGUUUGAAAGUCUUUGAUGUGAAGCUUCGCUGUUCCAGCUGAUCAAAGAGCUUCAGGAUGAGCAGCCGAGGAGACGAGCGCAGACGGAGCGGCUCAAAACCUCGACAGCAGCCCAGAGAUGAGGAGGAAGACGACUUCUACGACUGCCAGGAGACUCUGGAGCCUCCUGAUGCCACAGAGGGGGGCGGAGUCAAAGGCAAAGAGAACCCCACACAGUAUGAUAACAUAGAGGGAGGACGACCACAGGUUCUGCAGGGCGACAGGCUGCAGGGCGACAGGCUGCAGGACGAGCUGCAGGGCGACAGGCUGCAGGGCGACAGGCUGCAGGACGAGCUGCAGGGCGACAGGCUGCAGGGCGAGCUGCAGGGCGACAGGCUGCAGGGCGAGCUGCAGGGUGACGAGCUGCAGGGCGACAGGCUGCAGGGCGACAGGCUGCAGGGCGACGAGCUGCAGGGCGACAGGCUGCAGGACGAGCUGCAGGGUGACGAGCUGCAGGGCGAGCUGCAGGGCGACGAGCUGCAGGGCGACAGGCUGCAGGGCGACAGGCUGCAGGGCGACAGGCUGCAGGACGAGCUGCAGGGCAACAGGCUGCAGGGCGACAGGCUGCAGGACGAGCUGCAGGGCGACAGGCUGCAGGACGAGCUCCUUAACAUAGACUUGAAGGACCAGGCAAUCUCCGACUGCAGCCGAGCGAUAGAGCUGAAUCCAGAUUACCUGCGGGCGUUGCUACGGAGGGCGGAGCUUUACGAGCAGACUGAGAAGCUGGAUGAGGCUCUCGAGGACUACAAGAAGGUUCUGGAACGGGAUCCGAACCACCCCGGUGCCAGGCAGGCCUGCAUGGUGAGCUCACUGACAGCUGGCACCAAACAGAACCAGAACCAGCAGAGGAAGUUCAGUAAGCUGAAGGACCUGGGCAACAUGAUCCUGCGUCCGUUCGGACUCUCCACCAACAACUUCCAGGUGAACCAGGACGCCGCCAGCGGCUCGUACUCCAUCAACUUUGUCCAGAACACCGGCAACAGAUGACAUCGCUGUGACAUCACCACGGGCAGCGAUGAGGUCACCAAACCUGCUUCUCACUUAAUUAUUUUCGAUCAAGUUCCUUCAAACAAAGCAGGAGGUCCAGAUUCUGAUUCACUUACUGAUCACGAGGACUCUGUUAUUGAUGACUGUUGUUCACUGGUUUACUGGUCAAAAUGAGAAAUAAAAACCAGUUCAAUGAA